CUGUCUUCAAGCGACCAACCUCCUCCCACGGCAUCCCGCUCGACACCAGACCGCUUGUCUCUGAAUUUUCGAUCACCAAGAUCACUAAACUUUUCAAGACGGUUAUGGUGGAGAGGUGUUGGCGCGCAUGGGCGUGCGCACUAGUCCUGGUGGGCGUGGCGGAGGGCGUGGCUUCGCAGCGUGACCUCACCUUGCCACUCCUCCAGGAGGAGGUGGCGAGGUUCCCUGUCUUUUUCAACAUUCCUGAGCCAAGAACCGAGGCGAGCAAGCGGCAGUCGUUCAGCGCGUGGGGGGGGAAGCGAACCAGCUGGCACCCGGCCUUGCGGUCGGGCUCGGGCCUUCCCCUCAGCCUGAGGGACAUUUACCUACACCUGUUCAAGCAAGCAAGAUACCAGCCCUCCUCCGACGGGGAGCUGAAACGAGCCUCCUUCAGCCCCUGGGGCGGAAAACGCGCCAGUUCUCAGUAUCUCUCCCUAACACGCUCCCCAUUCGAGGACGCCCCCGAGGGACCCCUGGGGAAAAGGCCCGCCUUCAGCCCGUGGGGAGGGAAGCGGUCCUCUCCUGCAGGACUAGCACUCAAUGACCUCGACAUGGGCUCUUCGGCGCAGCUGGCGGAGUCCCUGGGGGCGACGGGGAAACGCGUGGCGUUCUCGCCGUGGGGAGGGAAGCGUUCUGUUCGAGCCGCUUGGGGCGGACAGGGAGAUGCCCUGGCUCUGGACGCUCCCGAGAUGCUCCUAGACGGCGACGAAGAGGACCCUGAGGACGACAUUUUCCCCUCCCCGGCCACCGUGCACGACGCCCCGGGACGCUUCAAGAGAAUGGCCGAGGAAGAUGGCGGAGCCACUCCUGCCGAAGCCACGGGCGAGGAACUCCACGACAAGAAUGCCACAAGGAGCGCCAGAGACACGCAAGCUCUCAGCAACGCAGCCACCAAGUGGAACGCCCCAACACCCGCACUGCUGGAGAGAAGGGCGUUCAGCGCAUGGGCGGGGAAGAGAGCGGACGGGGAGAACGUUAAGCGACAAGCCUUCAGCGCCUGGGCAGGAAAACGGAGUUCUGACGACGAGAAGAGACAAGCCUUCAGCGCCUGGGCGGGAAAAGAGAGUUCUGACGACGAGAAGAGACAAGGCUUCAGCGCCUGGGCGGGCAAGAGAGCCUCCGACGACGAGAAGAGGCAGGCCUUCAGCGCCUGGGCUGGGAAAAGAGCUUUUGAUGAGGAAAAGCGGCAAGCCUUUAGCCCCUGGGCUGGGAAGAGGGCAGACGACGAAUCAAAAAGACAAGCCUUCAGUCCCUGGGCCGGAAAGCGGGACUUCAGCGCUUGGGCAGGGAAGCGGGCUUCGGAGGAUGAGAAGAGACAGGCCUUCAGCCCCUGGGCGGGAAAGAGGGACAACAGUGACGAGAAACGGCAGGCCUUCAGCCCCUGGGCGGGAAAGAGAGCCUUACGCGUGAAGAGAAAACGCUGGCGAGGGCCUUACAGCACCUUGCCGGGGGGAAAAGGGCCUCAUGAGAGAAACGGACAGGCCUUCAGCCUGGGCGGAAAACGGUCCCUGCGAGAAAGGAAGGCUUCAGUCCCUGGGCCAGGAAAGAGAUUCAGCGGGCAGGAGAGCAGCGGGGAGCAGACGAGAAGCAACCCUUCAGUGCCUGGGCAGGAAAGCAGUCCGAUGAAGGCCAGGACCACGAAUUUCCUUUCUUGA
Messenger RNA from Penaeus monodon (black tiger shrimp), 1694 nucleotides. RefSeq lists its product as uncharacterized. Lineage: Eukaryota; Metazoa; Arthropoda; Malacostraca; Decapoda; Penaeidae. The record is from RefSeq and is a predicted model, not a curated record.